Messenger RNA from Alnus glutinosa, 2200 nucleotides. RefSeq names its product protein NRT1/ PTR FAMILY 8.1-like. Gene Ontology annotation, biological process: oligopeptide transport; transmembrane transport. NCBI's taxonomy places the organism in Eukaryota, Viridiplantae, Streptophyta, Magnoliopsida, Fagales, Betulaceae. The coding region runs from base 214 to 1920 and encodes 568 amino acids. Gene Ontology annotation, cellular component: membrane. The record is from RefSeq and is a predicted model, not a curated record. Gene Ontology annotation, molecular function: tripeptide transmembrane transporter activity. The transcript is spliced from 5 exons.
AUGAUACGUAGGCAGAAGAUCUUCUCUGACUAGAAUUCUUGAUCCCUCUAUUGAGAAUCUCCGUUACUCUGCUUUCCAAGCCACACCCAUUACUCCCAACAAACCCGGCCAGGAUUCUCUCUCUGUCUCUCUCUCUGUGAUUUGCUUCAGAGGUAAGCCUUUGGAGGAAAUACACCAAGUAAAACUAGGCCUAAUUAAAAUAUUUAGCAUACCAUGGCAGAGGAAGACAUCUAUACACAGGAUGGUACUGUGGACAUCCAUAAGAAUCCUGCUGACAAGAGAAAGACUGGACAUUGGAAAGCAUGCCGGUUUAUUCUUGGAAAUGAAUGUUGUGAGAGGUUGGCAUACUAUGGUAUGGGCACCAACCUGGUGAAUUAUCUGAAGCAGCGUCUCAAUCAGGGAAAUGUCACAGCCUCCAACAAUGUCACCAAUUGGUCAGGGACCUGCUACAUCACACCAUUGAUUGGAGCCUUUCUUGCUGAUGCAUACUUGGGAAGAUAUUGGACAAUUGCUGGUUUCUCAGUCAUCUAUGUUUUUGGGAUGACACUCUUAACGUUGUCUGCUUCCGUCCAUGGACUAGAGCCAUCAUGCGAUAAAAACAGUUGCCACCCAACAAAAGCACAGACUGCAGUCUUUUUCAUAGCACUUUACUUGAUCGCUCUUGGGACUGGUGGAAUCAAGCCAUGUGUCUCUUCUUUCGGUGCUGAUCAAUUUGAUGAAACCGAUGAGAAUGAGAGGAAAAAGAAGAGCUCUUUCUUCAAUUGGUUUUACUUUUCCAUCAAUAUUGGUGCGCUUAUUGCUUCCUCAGUCUUGGUCUGGAUACAAAUGAAUGUGGGCUGGGGAUGGGGGUUUGGAAUCCCAGCAGUUGCAAUGGCCAUUGCAGUUGUGUCUUUUUUCUCAGGCAGCCGGUUGUACCGGAUUCAGAAACCUGGAGGGAGCCCUAUUACAAGGAUUUUCCAGGUUAUUGUUGCAUCCUUCCGGAAACAUAAUGUUGAAGUACCUGCUGAUAAGUCUCUUCUAUAUGAAACUGCGGAUGGGGAAUGUAAUAUCAAAGGAAGUCGCAAGCUUGAACACACUGACAAGUUAAGGUUCUUUGACAAGGCUGCAGUGGAGACCCAAACUGACCAAAUUAAGGGCUUGUCAAACCCAUGGAGACUCUGUUCAGUGACACAAGUAGAAGAGCUCAAGGCCAUUAUCCGGCUGCUACCAGUAUGGGCAACUGGAAUAGUCUUUGCAACAGUUUACAGUCAAAUGAGCACCAUGUUUGUUUUACAAGGCAACACAAUGGAUCCACACAUGGGUCCUCACUUCGAAAUUCCGGCAGCAUCGCUCUCCAUCUUCGACACACUUAGCGUGAUCUUCUGGGCUCCGUUGUAUGACCAAAUCAUCGUCCCAUAUGCGAGGAGGUUCACUGGCAAUGAAAGGGGCUUCACCCAGCUCCAACGAAUGGGCAUUGGCCUUGUCAUUUCUAUUUUCUCCAUGGUCACUGCAGGGAUUCUGGAGAUUGUUCGGCUCGACAUUAUUAGGAGGAACAAUUACUAUGACCUCACCUACAUUCCCAUGUCAAUUUUCUGGCAAGUCCCACAGUAUUUUCUCGUUGGAUGUGCAGAAGUUUUCACUUUCAUUGGACAGUUGGAGUUUUUCUAUGACCAAGCACCUGAUGCUAUGAGAAGCUUGUGCUCAGCUCUGUCUCUCACAACUGUGGCAUUGGGGAAUUACUUGAGCACUCUGCUCGUAACAGUUGUGACAAAAAUCACCACAAAGAAUGGGAAGCUUGGUUGGAUUCCAGAUAAUCUGAACAGGGGCCAUCUUGAUUACUUCUACUGGCUCUUGGCCAUUCUCAGCCUGCUCAACUUCUUGGUCUAUCUCUGGAUUGCUAGGUGGUAUACAUACAAGAAGGCCACAGGGCGUGCUCACUGAGAAGAUGAAUGUUAGAAGAUGAACAAAGUAUCCUUCCAAAUUAGGUUGUAGGUCGGAGGAAUUUUCUCUGAUUCAGUCUAUUAAACUGAGUGCAUAUGAGAACUACAUAUGUUUUAGAUACAUGUCAGUUUAAUAAACUGAAUUAGAAAAAAAAAAAUUCUAACUCAAUUUGAAAAAAAAAUAAACUUUGUCCAAAGUUGAAACCUAGGAUAAGUGUUUGUAAAUAAUGUUGGUAUUGUUUUGUUAAUUCCUACAUAAAUUUCAAGUGUUUGUUAAUUCU